UUUUAUUUUCAUCUCAUCUAAAAAAGAAAUUGUGGAGGUUGAAUAUUGAGUGUCCUGGGAGGUCACAUUGCUGUCAGACAUGGCUGCUGGACAUGGUCACGAACACGGACAUGGUCAUGGUAAAAUGGAACUUCCAGAUUACAGACAGUGGAGAAUUGAAGGGACGCCAUUAGAAGCAAUGCAGAAGAAGCUUGCUGCACGAGGGCUGAGGGAUCCAUGGGCUCGCAAUGAGGCUUGGAGAUACAUGGGCGGCUUUGCAGACAAUAUCACCUUCACGAGCGUAAUGUUAAAAGGAUUCAAAUGGGGGUUUGCUGCGUUUGUGGUAGCUUUAGGGGCCGAGUAUUUCCUGACUUCCCAUGAGGUUAAGAAGCAUCACUGAAGAGAGCACCUGUGACGUCUUCCAUGAAAAUAAGAUUUCUCUCACCAUAGCAUCCUUGGCUGUGUGUCUGUCCUUGAAAGAAUAUUGUAUGGUUUAAUAAAGCAAGAAAAACUGUG
Rattus norvegicus (Norway rat) is the source of this 495-nucleotide messenger RNA. The record is from RefSeq and is a predicted model, not a curated record. Lineage: Eukaryota; Metazoa; Chordata; Mammalia; Rodentia; Muridae.